AUGUUGGUACCAUUACUGACGGCAUAUAUCUAUCUAUCUAUCUAUCUAUCUAUCUAUCUAUCUAUCUUCGUUCGAUUUAUGCUUGAUAUGAGUGUGCGGGUUCGCUUCAAGCGAGAUACGAAAGGUGCUGGUCAAUCGCUGGACGGCAUAUAUUUCCAGGAAACUGUUGUAACAGAAAGUCCUCUUAAUUUUAUCUUUCUUUUUUUUCUUUUUUCUUUAUUUCAAUCUUUCUUUUUCGAAUUAUCAUCUUUAUCGUUUUUCCUUCAUUUUUUUCUUUUAAAAUUUCCAUUUCUUUCUUUCUUUCUUUCUUUCUUUCUUUCUUUCUUUCUUUCUUUCGUUCCUUCUUGUGAAUUUCUUUUUUCUCUUUCUUUCUUUCUUUCUUUCUUUCUUUCUUUCUUUCUUUCUUUCGUUCCUUCUUGUGAAUUUCUUUUUUCUCUUUCUUUCUUUUUUCCUUCUCCUCAAUUCAUUCUUUCUUUAAUUUUUAUCGUUCUUUAG
This is a messenger RNA of Acanthosepion pharaonis, 495 nucleotides long. The record is from the annotation of a GenBank genome assembly. Lineage: Eukaryota; Metazoa; Mollusca; Cephalopoda; Sepiida; Sepiidae.